Lactuca saligna is the source of this 465-nucleotide messenger RNA. The record is from the annotation of a GenBank genome assembly. Lineage: Eukaryota; Viridiplantae; Streptophyta; Magnoliopsida; Asterales; Asteraceae.
AUGACAAGCCAAAUUAGAAACUAUAGGCCAUGGACAAGUAAUGAAGAAACGAAGCUAGUUGAGGCAUUGGUGAAUAUGACAAAUGUUGGAGGGUUUAAAGCCGAUAAUGGUUUCAAAUCCGGUUAUUUGCAACACCUUGAGCAAGCAUUGAAACAAUCACUUCAAAACUCGGGUCUUUUAGGUAAGCCACAUAUUGAAUCUAAGAUAAAAACCAUGAAGAAAGAUUUGCAAUGUGUCUACGAUAUGGUAAAUGGUUCAAACACAAGCGGUUUUGGUUAUGACCCCGAAAAGCAUUGUGUUACUGCUGAGGAUCCGGUCUGGGAGUUGGUAAAUAGGUACAUAAAGAAGCGACUAGAUGGAAACACCAAACAUUUCCUUAUUAUGAAGAUCUUUGCAUUGUUUUUGGAAAAGACUGAGCUCAAGGAAAUAGAGUUAGAGAUUUCAUGGAGAUGGAACAAGAGGUGA